This is a messenger RNA of Prionailurus viverrinus (fishing cat), 3796 nucleotides long. It is a transcript of the gene CEP120, whose product is annotated as centrosomal protein 120. Lineage: Eukaryota; Metazoa; Chordata; Mammalia; Carnivora; Felidae. Bases 198 to 3161 code for a protein of 987 amino acids. Gene Ontology annotation, biological process: centrosome cycle; positive regulation of centriole elongation; interkinetic nuclear migration. Gene Ontology annotation, cellular component: centrosome; centriole. The transcript is spliced from 21 exons. The record is from RefSeq and is a predicted model, not a curated record.
CCUGGUUGCUAGGCGGAAGCGGGGCGCGGCGGCUGCAGCUGCGGCUGCCCGGGCGUUUGAAAAGCGGCCCCACAGGCGGCAAAAGGUCCUCCGGUGGCGGGUUCGCUUCUCCCUGCAGACAGUCCGGGGGACCGAGCGGCCUUUGCCUUUCCGUGGAGUCGGGGCAGGACCCCGCCUGUGGGCCGCUCACCGCGACCAUGGUCUCCAAGUCCGACCAACUGCUCAUCGUCGUAUCCAUCCUAGAAGGUCGUCAUUUCCCCAAGCGUCCAAAACAUAUGCUUAUAGUAGAAGCAAAGUUUGACGGAGAACAGUUGGCUACUGACCCUGUGAACCACACCGACCAGCCAGAAUUUGCUACCGAGUUAGCCUGGGAGAUCGACAGGAAAGCACUCCAUCAGCACAGGCUGCAACGCACGCCUAUCAAACUGCAGUGUUUUGCCUUGGAUCCCGUAUCUUCAGCCAAGGAAACUAUAGGCUACAUUGUGCUAGACUUGAGGACUGCUCAAGAAACAAAGCAGGCGCCAAAAUGGUACCAGCUGUUGAGUAAUAAAUACACCAAGUUCAAGUCGGAGAUACAGAUAAGCAUUGGUUUGGAAACAGACACCAAGGCACCAGUGGAUAGUUUUAAAGCAAAAGGAGCCCCACCUCGAGAUGGAAAAGUACCUGCCAGCUUGUCUGGCCUCAACCCCAAGGACAUUGUGGCAGUGCUGAAUGAGGAGGGAGGCUACCAUCAGAUUGGACCAGCCGAGCAUUGCACAGACUCCUUCAUUAUGUCAGUGACCAUAGCAUUUGCCACCCAACUGGAGCAGUUAAUUCCGUGUACCAUGAAACUUCCGGAACGACAGCCUGAGUUUUUCUUUUACUAUUCUUUGCUGGGAAAUGAUGUUACAAACGAACCCUUCAGUGAUUUGAUCAACCCAAACUUUGAGCCAGAGAGAGCAUCUGUUCGAAUACGUAGCAGCAUAGAAAUUCUUCGUGUUUACCUGGCACUUCAGUCUAAACUACAGAUCCAUCUUUGCUGCGGAGACCAGUCACUUGGAAGUACAGAAGUGCCCUUAACCGGACUGCUGAAAAAGGGGAGUACGGAAAUCAACCAGCGCCCCGUUACAGUUGAGGGUGCUUUUAUUCUUGACCCUCCGAAGCGAGCCAAGCAAAAGCUUGCACCUAUUCCUGUGCAGCUGGCCCCCACUGUGGGCGUGUCUGUGGCUCUGCAGAGAGAAGGCAUAGAUGCCCAGUCUUUAAUUGAAUUAAAGACCCAGAACGAACAUGAGCCACAGCAAUCAAAGAAGCAAGUUUUAACUCCUGUAAAAGAGAAGACGCUCGCUGGGCCAAAGUCACCAAGCGUGUCCCCUGUUCCACCUCAAAACCAGUCGCCUCCAACCCAAGAUGAUGCAACCGGAAGUGAAGUGGAGAGCCUGCAGUAUGACAGGGACAUGAAACCAAACGCAAAGGCCAUGGGUUCUUCUUUGCCUCUUCCGGUGGCCCAGCCAGUGACCACAGCCACUGCUUCAGAAACCGCCUCGGGACAGAAGAUUGCGGUGCCAGCGACAUCACAUCAUUUUUGCUUCUCAAUAGACUUAAGGAGUAUCCAUGAUUUGGAAGCUGGUUUUCCAAUCAACUGUAUGUUAAGGUACUCCUAUCCAUUCUUUGGUAGUGCAGCUCCUAUUAUGACAAAUCCUCCUGUAGAAGUUCGCAAAAACAUGGAAGUUUUUCUUCCACAGUCUUACUGUGCAUUUGACUUUGCAACUAUGCCUCAACAGCUGCAGGAUACCUUCUUAAGGAUUCCACUGCUGGUUGAAUUAUGGCACAAGGACAAAAUGAGUAAAGAUUUACUCCUGGGAAUCGCCAGGAUCCAGCUUUCUAACGUCUUGUCUUCAGAAAAAACUCGCUUUUUAGGUUCCAGUGGUGAACAGUGUUGGCGUCAGACGUACAGUGAAAGUGUGCCUUUUAUAGCAGCACAGGGGUCAAACAACAGGAUAAUGGAUCUUUCUUACACAGUAACUCUAGAAGAUUAUGGACUAGUAAAAAUGCGUGAGAUUCUUGUAUCUGAUUCAUCUCAGGGUUUAUCUGCUGGGCAACAGAAGGCAUGUUCCCUUCCUCCAGCACCUUGUCCUUCAGAAAUCCAGACAGAGCCUCGAGAAACCUUAGAAUACAAAGCAGCACUAGAGCUAGAAAUGUGGAAAGAGAUGCAGGAGGACAUUUUCGAAAAUCAGCUAAAGCAGAAGGAGUUGGCUCAUAUGCAGGCUCUUGCAGAGGAAUGGAAGAAAAGAGACCGAGAAAGAGAAUCACUCGUAAAGAAAAAGGUGGCUGAAUAUACUGUCCUAGAAGGAAAACUUCAAAAAACCCUAAUUGACUUAGAGAAACGAGAGCAGCAGCUGAUCAUUGCAGAGUCAGAGGUUCAAAGAGAAAGGAAGGAACUGAAAUCAGAACGUGACCGGAACCUGCAAGAACUUCAGGACUCCAUCCGCAGGGCCAGAGAAGAUUGUGUUCACCAAGUAGAACUAGAAAGGUUAAAGAUCAAGCAGCUAGAAGAGGACAAACAUCGACUGCAGCAGCAGCUUAAUGAUGCUGAAAAUAAGUAUAAGAUUUUGGAAAAAGAGUUCCAUCAGUUCAAGGAUCAGCAAAGCAACAAACCUGAAAUCCGCCUUCAGUCUGAAAUAAAUCUACUCACCUUGGAAAAGGUUGAACUUGAAAGGAAGUUGGAAUCUGCAACUAAGUCUAAACUACAUUACAAGCAGCAGUGGGGACGAGCUUUGAAAGAACUUGCCAGACUUAAACAGCGGGAACAAGAAAGUCAAAUGGCUCGUCUUAAAAAACAGCAAGAAGAAUUGGAACAGAUGAGACUACGUUACCUGGCUGCUGAGGAAAAAGAUACAGUCAAGACGGAGAGACAAGAAUUGUUGGAUAUAAGGAAUGAAUUAAACAGGUUAAGGCAACAAGAACAAAAACAGUACCAGGAUUCCAGAGAGAUUGCAAGUGGAAAAAUGGACAGCCCACGUGGCAACCCAUUGGAAGAAGGCUUGGAUGAUUAUUUGACUCGACUCAUAGAAGAAAGGGAUACUUUGAUGCGGACGGGUGUGUAUAAUCACGAGGAUCGAAUAAUAAGCGAACUAGACCGACAGAUCAGAGAGGUUUUGGCAAAACACAAUGCCAGUAAUUAAUAACAUUUGGAAAAUCUUUACAGAGACUCCAGGCUUAAAUUUUAAUUUCAUUGUCAAACUCUCAAAAGAAGAGAAAAUGGAUGUUUUAAAAACCUAUUUUCAAUUUUUUACAAGGAGAAUUUUGUAUGUUAUUGUACAGUAUUUAUUUGAUUUUAUUUACCUUAUGCUACCUCUCCCACCCUGGUUUUGUCAUUGCAUUUUAUACACUCACUUUAAAUGACUUUUCAUUAUUUCCCAUAAUUUAUGAUUUCAUGGCUAACUUUCAGAACAGCUUUUCAUGAGAUUUGUUUUUAGAGAAACGACUAUGGUAGUUUCCAGUUACCUAAUUUUUCAUGUUGAGCCAAAAGAGUCUAUGUUGCACUUUAAAAAAAGCCGUGUCCUGUUCAUUUGAAUAUAGAGAUCUCUCCAAUUUUAUUUUACUCAUGUUAGAUGGCCUGUGUUUUUAACUUGUAACUAUUUGCCAAGGACAGGUUUGACAACAGAAAACAGGAUCGAUGCAGAGAAGCCAUAACACACACUGAAUGACAAAAAGUCAUUUGUGUAAAUAAAAUUCAUACAGAGCAAACUUGUUUCAGCAAGUAUUGAAUUUCCAAAUUUUCCGUGUGCUAUUAUCUUGCAGGAAGAUGACAGUACUA